CUCUCUCUCACUCCCCCCUCUCUUCCAGUUUAAGGUAUGUCGCUUUUCUUGAAAAUCGGCAGUCCGAAUGCUGCAAAGAGCAAAGGUGCCGAAAAAAAGCAAACCUCAAGAUCCAGACGUGCAGAUCAGACCUGCGCUGGGGGUCGAAGCGAGGCUGGAUUCGGACAAUAUGUUGUCAUAUCUUUUCGUGCUACUCGUUUGGUGAUGAAGUAGCUUCUUUUUUUUUUUUUUUUUACAGUGAUUUUUUUUUGGAUGAUAUCCACUAGCGAAGUCCGCGUAUUGAGAUGAUCCAUUUUUGUAAUGGCGAGGGGUCUGUUUCCUCGGGCCUGGGUGAAAAAGUCUUUUUACUUUCAGGCUCGGAUUUCUUUUGUACGGGUGAAGUACCUGUUUCUUACAUGGCUGACUGUGCUGGUAGGCAGCUGGGUGCUCUAUGUGCAAUACUCAACCUACACAGAACUGUGCAGAGGACAUGAGUGCAAGAACACUAUUUGUGAUAAAUACAGGAAGGGAAUCAUCGAUGGCUCAGCCUGCAGCAGUCUGUGUGACAAAGAAACGCUCUACAUGGGCAGGUGUCUGUCAACACAACCGAACAAUCAGGUGUACACAGGAAGCUGGGGGGACCACAGCGGGAUCAUCCGCUGUAAGCUGGGGGAGGCCGCGCACUACGAGCUGGGCGAGGAACUGGAGCCACGCAGAGAAGCCCAGUUGUUCGACAAGCCGACCAGAGGCACCUCGGUGGAGAAGUUUAAAGAGAUGGUCUUCAAUCACAUCAAGGCCAAGCUUGGGGAGCAGGCGAACCUCGCCAACCUCGUAAGCCAGAUCCUCUCUGUCGCUGAUGGCAACAGAGAUGGACGGGUGUCGCUGCCUGAGGCCCGCUCAACAUGGGCCCUCCUGCAAAUGGACGAGGUUCUGCUCGGCCUGCUACUUCAGGACCGCGGACACACGCCUCGCCUCAUGGGCUACUGCGGAGAUCUCUACAUGACAGAACACACCGCCUAUGGACCGCUGUACGGUUUCUCGCUUCCCUGGCCACUCGUUUCCUGGGUGCCCAGCGGCGUGCAGCGUGCCAUGGACCAGUGGUUCACCCCCUCCUGGCCUCGCAAAGCCAAGAUCUCCAUGGGUCUGCUGGAGCUCGUGGAGGACAUCUUCCACGGCACCUAUGGCAGCUUCCUGAUCUGCGACCUCGCGGCGGCGCACUUCGGUUACACCGACCGCCACGAGCUCCGUCUCACCAACACGCGGGCGGUGGUCCCCGAGAAUGAGUUCCGAGGCGCCAUGCGAGUCCUGAGGUGCGACACGGACGCCGACUGCACGUACGGGGCGGACUGCCAGACGUCGUGCGACCUCUCAGAGAAACGGUGCCGGGAGGAGCCAGUCCAGCCAAACCUGGCGAAGGCCUGCGGGACGCUGAAAGAUUACCUCCUGCGCGGGGCACCGUCGGCCAUGAGAGAGGAACUCGAGCGGCAGCUGUACGCCUGCAUGGCUCUGAGAGGGAAUGCCGCACAGAUGGACAUGGAGCAUUCGCUUAUCCUCAACAAUCUCAAGGCUCUUCUGUGGAGACAGAUCUCACACACCAAGGACUCAUGACAAGUGCAGGAACUCUCUAUGAACUCCUGCUACUCAGUUCUACAGAUCAAACAGAGUGGAAAAGAUGCAGCGAUUUGUUUGUAGCAUAGUUAAAGAAGUCUUUUUUUUUUUUUUUUUUUGCAACUUUCAAAACUCAUGGAUGAUCAGUGGUGGAACUACCUCCCCGUCAAAGCUUUGGGGCCCGAAAGUCUCAUGUGAGUGCUUUUGAUAGACUUAACCUGGAUGAUUGCAUGUUACCAUUUGGCAAACCUACUUAAUUUCACAUGUUAAACACUUUGAAUCGCAAUGCAUUGUUUAUCACAGUUGAAUGUCACGACACAAUUGCUGGAAAAAAAAGACCAUGCUGUUUAGUUGGAGACCGAAUCCGUCUUUCUACUGGAACACCACGUCUAUGUGUGCAGACAACAGUCACUCAUUAGUGAGUUUAUUCCAUUCUGGAAAACCAGGAUUUCAAACCAGUGACCAAGUUAACACUUGGAUUAUACCUAAUUUUACCACGGCUGCUAUAAAGAAGCACGAUAUAUUUUAGGGACAAAAAUCUAAUGAAUACUUUACUUUUGACAAAUGCACAGAAAAGGACCAAAACCAGUUUAACUUGAAUGUAACUCACAACAGCUUCAUUGUAAAGUAGCUUAGAUUUUGGUAGAGUAAUUACUGAGAAAAAACACAGUCGAAAGCCAAAACAGAUUACAUUUCUAACAUUUUCCAGGAAAAAAAUACUUUAUCAACUAAGGAGAUUAUUACAAACUUUCUGACAGCAGAGAUUUAAAGGUAGAGUCGAAGAGUGGGAACAUGUACUCCCACUGUGGUUCACUCUCAGACAGUCAAAACGCAAAUAUGAAAUGUAUUUUUUUACCAGCUGCUCACCUUUCAGUCCUUAUGAUUAUUUACACUAAUAUUCUUUUAUGCAACUCUCACUUUGAAUGUUUAGUCAAAAAAGAUUCACAUUCACAUUUUCCUAAUCUUCAAUAUAAAGGUGAUGAGGUUCAUCUCAUUGGCUUUUAAGAUUCAACAAGCCAUUUUCCUUGCCCUCAUCUCACCUAGUUACAAAGCUGCUGCUCGUGGAAAACCUGGCCCAAGUGGAAGUCAAGUCAUUUCAUCUUCAUCAAUGAGAAGGAACAGUUUGCAUCCACAUAAUUAUCAGUAUUUCGCAUAGAUCCUGUGUACCUACUAUAUAAUCGGUGUUAAACACCACGCUGGGCAUUUCAAACGUGCCAUCACAGCUAUGUUUCUGAAUAAGAAAAGAAAAAAAUAAGAAAAACGCACUUCAUUUGUGAAGGUUAGCUGCUGUGAUACUUUUACUCUGAGGUGUACCUGUAAUAUUGCCAUUUAAUGAUUUUGUGUCGACGUGUGGCAGUGGAAAGUCUUCGAAGAAUGAUUUACCACCUGCCGAAUCUCAUCACAUUUCGACACUGUGCAAUGUUUUCUUGUGAACCUCUCGACAUGUUGCUGAAAUCACCUGAGCUGAUCUUUCCAAAUUGUUCAACCACCUUCUAAUGUACACAAUAUGCGACCUGUUAAGCGACGCCAAGGCCCCAGGUCCAGCGCUGCUGUUAAAAAUGUAUCAGAUGUUUACUUAGUGAGGAAAACCAGCAUGAUUUUGCACAAUUAAAAUGGUGUACCACUUCACUGGGAUGUGUGCAGUCUUUUU
Menidia menidia (Atlantic silverside) is the source of this 3238-nucleotide messenger RNA. Lineage: Eukaryota; Metazoa; Chordata; Actinopteri; Atheriniformes; Atherinopsidae. The record is from the annotation of a GenBank genome assembly.